AAAAUGUCCAUCGAUCACGACGGACGCAGACGAGGUACUACAGCAUCACGCGACAAAACCCCUCCUUCAGUACGGACGACUAGCGGCCCUGACAAAAGGGAGCCCAAACCUAGGACGAUUCUUGGGGGUUCAAUUCAGGGCAGCAUUCAUUUCCUUGCUAUAUUCCCCAACAAACCUCGAAAACGACGAUCUUUUGGCGAGCACGACUUGCCACGACGACGACUACGACGGUCUCUUCCAAGCUGCUCCGAAAAAGUUCCCUGCUGCGGGGUUGGCCAGCCAUCAAAACCAUACCACCGGGCCUGGGCUCACCCUUUUAAAAACACCCAUCAUCAUCACGCCCACCAGUACCCAACAUCAACAACAAGAACGACGACGACCACCACCACCACCACACAUAUAGACCAUGCCAUUCUUCCGCAUAACCCUGCACCGCAGCGCCAUCGGCCUGCCCGAGCGCACGCGGGGCGUCCUGAUGGCCCUCGGCCUGCGGAAGCGCACGCAGACCGUGUACCACCCGGUCAGCCCGCAGUUUGCGGGCAUGAUCAUGAAGGUCAAGGAGCUGGUGCGGGUCGAGGAGGUCGACCGCGCGCUCGACUCGCAGGAGCAGCGCGCGCUGCGGAGGCCGGACCCGGGGUUCUACGUGGAGAAGAAGGCUGGCGGGGGUUCUGCUGCAGUUGCUGCUGCUGCCGCCGCUGAGGGGGAGAGGACGGUCUGAUUUGGAAGGGGGGGGAGAGAACCGCCGUAAUGCAUGUUUCGGUUUUUUUCUUUUGGUAGCGGGAGAGGUCAUCAGCCCAAGGUCGAAUGAGCCAUGAUCAAAUGUGCCUACGACGUACAUUAAACGACAAGGGGGAGUCACUCUCGAUGUCCAAAUUGGACAUGGGAGCUAAGUCGGUAACGAGCCCGCAGUGGAGCGGUAUGAGUCCAAAUGACAUGGAGGAUGUCAUCCGUUGGCAAGCAACAAGAGCAGGACGAUCAGGGGCAAGAACUUGCCCGUGGGGCCGUAGGGCCUUGGUGUUUAGGUCGUGGCCGUCACACAACCUGCACAAGUCCUUUGUGCAUGUACGCCAGGUACGGGCCAACAAUUGUAUCAAAAAUGUAUAUUGAACGAAUACCACAUCAAUAAAGUUGUUGGAAUAUGAUCGA
Messenger RNA from Microdochium trichocladiopsis, 1146 nucleotides. RefSeq names its product ribosomal protein L30. Gene Ontology annotation, cellular component: large ribosomal subunit; mitochondrion. The record is from RefSeq and is a predicted model, not a curated record. Gene Ontology annotation, biological process: translation. The transcript has 2 exons. Gene Ontology annotation, molecular function: structural constituent of ribosome. Lineage: Eukaryota; Fungi; Ascomycota; Sordariomycetes; Xylariales; Microdochiaceae. Bases 407 to 718 code for a protein of 103 amino acids.